AUAAUAGCCAAUAGCAUGACGGGACUAGAGUUUAAAGGUAGUGUGCUUUUGGAGGACAGUUGAUGUCCUGUGCAGGUCAUGAUGGAUCGAGCAGCCCUCUGGCUGAUUCUACUGGCCGUCUUUCUCAUCUCAGCUACUUCUGAUCCUGUUAAGAAGAAACAAGAUGUGGAUAUAUACAGCUUCUACAUUAACUCCACGGUCACCAGUCGCUAUGCCACAACAGUCAUCACAAGCCGUGUUGCAAACACACUGAAUGAAUCUCAAGAGAUCCAGUUUGAGGUCAAGAUUCCCAAGAACGCCUUCAUCAGCAAAUUCAGAAUGACCAUAGAGGGAAAAACAUAUGAUGGAGUUGUGAAGGGAAAAGAAGAAGCUCAGCAGCAAUACAAUCAAGCAGUAUCUCGGGGACAAAGUGCUGGACUGGUCAAAUCUGUUGGAAGGACUUUAGAGGACUUUAAAACUUCAGUGACGGUGGCUGCUUUUAGUAAAGUGACCUUUGAGUUGACCUACGAGGAACUGUUAAAGCGCCGCCUCGGUAAAUAUGAGCUACUCAUCAACGCACAACCGAUGCAGCCGGUGGCUGACUUCAAGAUGGAUGUGCACAUCCAAGAGAAACCAGGAAUUUCCUUCUUGGAGGUGAAAGGAGAUUUGAGCACCGGUGAUCUGACCAAUGCCAUCAAAACCACCAGAGCAGACAAAGACGCAUGGGUGACCUUCUACCCCACACAAGAUCAACAGACCAAGUGUAAAAGCUGUGGAGAAAAUGGGUUGAACGGAGACCUGCUUAUAACAUACGAUGUUGAGAGACGAAGUCCCAAAGGAGAAGUCGUGGUAUCAAAUGGCUAUUUCGUCCACUACUUUGCUCCCUCUGAUGUUUCACGUAUUUCCAAAAAUGUGGUGUUUGUCAUUGACCGCAGUGGCUCUAUGUCUGGCAGAAAAAUGGAUCAGACUCGUUUGGCACUGCUGAGGAUUUUGACAGAUCUUGAUGAGGACGAUCACUUUGGAUUGAUCACAUUUGACAGUGAGGUUAGCUUAUGGAAGCGUGAACUCCUCAAAGCUACUGAGACAAACCUGGAGAAUGCAAAAUCUUUUGUGAAGAAAAUCAGAGAUAGAGGAGCCACAGACAUAAACGCUGCAGUUCUAGCAGGAGUGGACAUGAUCAGUCGACAUCCACGAGAGGGAACAGCCUCCAUCCUGAUCCUGCUGACUGAUGGAGACCCCAAUACAGGUGAAACCAACAUAGAGAAGAUAAUGGCCAAUGUUAAAGAAGCCAUUGGGACAAAGUUUCCGCUCUAUUGUCUUGGUUUUGGAUAUGAUGUCAAUUUUGACUUCCUGACAAAGAUGUCACUGGAAAAUGGUGGAGUUGCUCGCAGGAUUUAUGAAGAUUCGGACGCUGAUCUACAGCUGCAGGGCUUCUAUGAUGAAGUUGCCGUCCCUCUCCUCACUGAUAUUCAACUUAAAUACCCAGGAGGGACAAAACUUACCAAGACCAGCUUUAGCUUGUACUUCAAUGGCUCUGAGAUUGUGGUGUCAGGACAAAUCACAGACAACAGUGUGGAGAGUUUCACCACUGAAGUCAUCGCAGUAUCAAAAGACAGUAAUGUGACGUAUCAGGACACUAUAAUGACAAAAGACCCCAGUGAUGUCCCUCCUGAGGAUGAAGAUUUCAUGCAGAGAUUGUGGGCCUACCUUACAGUGAAGCAGCUUCUGGAGAGACAGGUACUUCUUAAAGGACAAGAGAAAGAGGAUGAAAAAAAAGAAGCUCUUAAACUCUCCCUGAAAUACCAGUUUGUCACUCCCCUCACCUCGAUGGUUGUUACCAAGCCACAGGAAGGUGAAGUGGAAGUUGCCGACAAACCCAAAGAAGGAGAAGCGCCGGCCAGACCUCCAGCAAAGAUGCCGCGUCCUCUACCUCAUGGACAAGGAUUCUGGCUGCAACAGGGUCAGGGAGGUCUUCCCGGUCCACCAGGAGAUCCAGGAGUAUCAGGAGUGUUGCGAUAUAAUAGCUUUCCUUCAAUGCACCAUGCUUCAUCUGCAGUAGUAGCUCAUGUAGAUCCCCCACCUGACGACAUAUUGCUCACUGACUUAGUUCCACCUGUUCAUGACUAUGUAUUCCUGCUGGAUGUUGUUGGUCAGUCUAAGCCACUUUGUUUUGAGGUUCCUGUUCCUCACAAACUCAAACUCCUCCAGGAUUCAGCUUCAGAGUUCUCUAUGAACGGAGAAUCCAUGACUGGACAAAGUGGGUUCCGAAUCAUUGCCUUUCAUUACAAAACAAAGCAUCAUCUGACAAUAAACACAACGUCUAUCACAUACCACGACGGCCAGAAACAUGUUGAGUUUUUGUGGGACCAGGGACCGACCCAACACACUUCAGAAAAUGUGUCUCUGAUUCUACGGAGCAAUGAAAUAGUCGUCACCAUGGGAAAUAUCCGUGUCAUUAUUCUGCUUCACAAGGAAAAAGGGACUAUGUUUCUGUGGCCUGCUGUUCAGCAACAGCCAAAAGAUGUCACGUUUACAGGCAUUUUAGGAGAGUCUGGUAUUUCAUAUGAGGAGAUCCCAGGAUCACAAACCCCAACUUUGAAGUUGAAGGACCAAGGAGUGAAGACAUCUUGGGUGUUGGUGAAGGACUACAGACUUGCUUCUGCUCCUGUGAUUGAAUGUUGGCUCGUACCAUUCCAGGCUGUUGUGCAGCGAGAGCUCUCUGACUUCACUGUCACUCAGCUGUGACCUUACUGGGGUUAAGCUAAAAAAUAAAAAAUAAAUGGUCCAUUAUCGUGCUGACCUUUUUAAUAAUAUAAUGUAUUAUUGAAAUAUUAAUUGUUUAUGCGCUAUAAACCUGUCAUCUAUUGGAAAAUAGUUAUUUCCAGUCUAUGUACCACAUCUUUUACAAGCUUUGAUAGUCAUGUACAAUAAUUUCACAUCAAAUAGUCAACCCAAAUAUUAAUUUAAAGUGAUUUCCAUCUUUAUAUAAUGUUCUGUUUUAAAGUGCAAGAUUAACUCACCACUUGUUGCACUAUAAAAUAGCAAUUAAAAUUUCAUGUUCAUAUUAUUCCUGGAAAAUAUGUAUUUUUGUGGCCCUGUCUUGAUAAUAUAAAUAAAAGCACAACACCAAG
This is a messenger RNA of Carassius gibelio (silver crucian carp), 3110 nucleotides long. Its product is annotated as inter-alpha-trypsin inhibitor heavy chain H3. The transcript is spliced from 22 exons. NCBI's taxonomy places the organism in Eukaryota, Metazoa, Chordata, Actinopteri, Cypriniformes, Cyprinidae. The record is from RefSeq and is a predicted model, not a curated record. Bases 79 to 2724 code for a protein of 881 amino acids.